Volvox carteri f. nagariensis is the source of this 2320-nucleotide messenger RNA. RefSeq lists its product as uncharacterized. The transcript has 7 exons. Lineage: Eukaryota; Viridiplantae; Chlorophyta; Chlorophyceae; Chlamydomonadales; Volvocaceae. Bases 97 to 1191 code for a protein of 364 amino acids. The record is from RefSeq and is a predicted model, not a curated record.
UGCCAUAAGCUUUACUCCACGAAUAAUAAGCUGCCGCAGUUGCAAGCUGCUGCUGCGAGUAAUGUGACUUGCGCCAUCUUGACCCACCGACCGGAAAUGGCUAGCAGGAUUCCUCUUCUGCUGGCCCUGCUAUGUGUUCUGGGCGCUUCCGUAAGUACUGCCCAGACGCCCUGCGCGGAGUUGGCUAAGACCGGCGCGGCAUCAGUCCUGGAUGUCCUUGCCGCAUGCCCGGAGUUGUCUACAACCUAUAAGCUGCUAAAACAGGCUCCAGAGGACUUUCACGAGUGGCUGCUCGGGUGCAAACCCGGCAGCAGCUGCUCAGAUGAUUCGGGUCCAGGCCGAACGCUGUUCCUGCCAACUGAUGAGGCAUGGGACAAGUUCUUCGCUGAACAAGAUGCUUCGGGCCUGCCGCCACCGGAUGCUGAGAGCCUGGCAGGCUUAAUGCUGGGCCAUGCUCUGGGCGAGGCGCUGACCGCCGCAGACUUCCCCCUCGGCAAGAUGGCGAAGUACCCGACACUCCUGUCAUCGGACCAGGCCCCAAUUGGUGUGCAACGGCAGGACGACGGGUCGCUGGUGGUGGUGUCCUCGGGCGACAGCAAGGGCACCUCGGUGGUCACGGAUAUCCGGGCGGGGAGGAAGGUGGUCAUCCACAUCAUCAUUGUCGUACUGGUCCCCUUCCCCUGGCCGUUUCCCUGGCCAUGCUUCUGGUUCUGGAAGUGGAGGUGUCCGCCGCCGCCACCGCCGCCGCUUAAGAAGCCACCGCCGCCGCCGCCACCAAUUAUCGUGAAAAAAGAUCAAUGGAGGCCGCCGCCGCCGCCGCCAAAAACCGAUUUGAGCCCUCCGCCGCCGCCUCCCAAAGAUCAAUGGAGGCCACCGCCGCCUCCUCCCAAAGAUCAAUGGAAGCCGCCGCCACCGCCGCCAAAAACCGAUUUGAGCCCGCCGCCGCCGCCUCCCAAAGAUCAAUGGAGGCCGCCGCCGCCGCCCACCAACUUGAAGCCGUUCAUCCCCAGAGAUCCCCUGUGGCCCUCCAGGCCCUUGGCGCCGUCCAUCCCUGGACGUCCGGAUUUUCCGGUAAUGUACGAGAUGCCUGGGCGGCCUGUUCUGUUGGCACCACGCCGGCCGCUCAGGCCGUCGCCGCCAAGGCCACCCCGGCCGCCGUGCAUUUUUAAGGGUUGCGACCCCACGCGGUGAUCUUUGAAAUGUUUGUCAUGGAUGUUAUUCGUUCCACAAACUUUAAAUGGCAAAACAGGAGUUAAGGUUGCGCAAAAGAGCCUUAGCAUUGCGAGGUGGACUUGACCGCUUAGGUCAUCUGGUAUUAGUGGUGGUGGUGGAAUGUACGGCGUUGUUUAGCUGUACGGCGCACGGAGCCUGUUGGGCAGUGUCGCACGGAUCCGGAGGUUGGUUGGGCCAGUUGGCUGCCCUGAUAGCCAGGAACCUCCUAAUUGCGGGGCGAGUGACGGUUAUUGGCACGUUACCUCCGAUCUGUUGUGCAUGUCGGUUGGUUGUUGGGCGGUUAACCUACCACGUAACUAGAUCCAUUGCCCAGCUGCAGCCAAACAGCAGGUAGGUAGGUACGGUUACAAUACCGUUGAAAUUGGACUAGCUGCGAUGAUGAUGAUGAUGAUGAUGAUGAUGGUGGUGGUGGUGGUGAUGGAUUACCAUGAUGAUGAUGAUGAUGAUGAUAAUGGUGGUGGUGCUGGUGAUGAUGAUGAUAAUGGUGGCGGUGCUGGUGAGGAUGAGGGGUUAUUAUGUUACACGUUUUGUGUCGUACGUUUUGCUCGAAAAGGAGAAGACACAGUAAUGCAUGAACGUCAGUCCUAUGCAAGUAUUUCUCCGUAUAGGCCCGUUUCCCUGAUGAUAAUUGAUCGCCUCUUUUGUUUUUCUCAAAUCCUGACUCGCAUACAUGUCAAGUAGCUUUUUACGUAAUUCAUAGCAAAUACAUAUCAAGUAGCACCAAGCUGGUUAGCGUUUUUAUUAUGUACGGCAAUCCACGCUUAUUAAAAUGUUUUAGUUACCCCCAUCUUACACAUCUUGCGUGUCAAGAUGUAAAUUACAAUGUGUCUCAUUAUUCAAGGUCGUCUAGGAGGGAUGCGAUGGUGCACGGUGGCGGCGACUGCUGUCCAGCCGCGAACUAAAGUCCCAUCUGCACGGCUCACGACAUGUACCCGAUAAGCGCAUGGACCGAAGGGCUGUUAGGUAUGCAAUCGGCGGGGCCUUGAGCGACGGUCGGGCUCCUGCGGGUGCGCCGUAGCUUAACUCUCAUAUGGCGCGAAGACACAUUCCUGCGCAUGCGACAGACGACUGUAACCGUAUUAAUAUC